This is a messenger RNA of Cornus florida, 2669 nucleotides long. RefSeq lists its product as uncharacterized. Lineage: Eukaryota; Viridiplantae; Streptophyta; Magnoliopsida; Cornales; Cornaceae. The record is from RefSeq and is a predicted model, not a curated record. The transcript is spliced from 6 exons. Bases 1105 to 1767 code for a protein of 220 amino acids.
CAUCAAUUAAGUAAUCAACUAGAACACCAAAAAUCCAAACACCAUAACAUACCUUAGACUCAAAAUUCACCAUCAAAUGGCAGAGACUUAUCAUUCUUACCAACACAACGGUCAAGGCUCCCUAUUUAUUAUAGCCCUCUGUUGAUCGCCAUGAUCGUCAUCAUCGCCACUGCGCAUCAUCAUCAUCUCCAAUGUUGUAACAGGCAUUGUUGGCGUCGAUGCCGUCUGUCUCCUCCUACACCAGUGCCAUGAGUAUCUCUGUUACAACUUCAAUUCACUUCUUCAAGCCUCCCAUUUAAUUCUUAUGCUCCAGUCUUCUUCGUAUGUCGUCGUCUUUUUCAAACUGUGCAAGUUCGACUGAUUCAGAAUUUUGGAAAAUGACUUAUGUGAAUUGGAUUUCUAAAUCAUUUUCAGGCUUUUAGCAAAUAUUAUUCUAAACUGUAAAACAUUUUACUGUUCUUAAUAUCCAAACACCAAAAAUAGUGAACUUUUUUUCGAAAAAUAUUUUACAUUGAAACAAAAACAAACAUAUGGAACAUACUAUCUACUAAUUCCGACCAUGUGUUGGUGUUCACAGAUGAUGAGGAUAUAAGCUUGUACUUGCCAUUACACAGAGCUGCACUGAGAGGUGACUGGGAGAGCGCCGAAAGAUUCUUCUCCCAACAUAAUAAUGAAAAUGCAUUCACAGCGAUAAUCACAUAUAAUGGAGGGACAGCACUUCAUGUAGCAGUGGCGACCAGAAAAGCACAUCAUUUUUUGGAGAAUGUGGUGCAAAGAAUACCAACGGAGGCACUUGUCAUAAAAAAUUAUCUUGGCAAGACGGCCCUUCACGUCGCUGCACAGGUUGGCAACACUGAGGCUGCCAUAAUAUUGGUGGAGAAUAACCGAGCUGCGCUUCUUAUUAGGAACAACGCUAAACACUUUCCAGUCCACCAUGCUGCUCUAUAUGAGCAAAAGGAUACACUUGCAUAUUUGAUAAGCGAGACCAAGAACAUCCUUGUAGGGGAUGACUUUGCAAAUCAAUGUGGGGUUUUCCUUCUCAUUUAUGUAAUUGAAUCUGAAUUCAUUGAUGUGGCAUUGGAUUUGCUUCAGGACUACCAUAAUAUGGCUACAAUGAUGAGUUCUAAUGGUGACUCUUCUCUGGCAGCAAUAGCUAGCAAGGCAUCUGCAUUCCCAAGUGGAAGUUGCUUCAACCGCUGGCAAAGUUUAAUCUAUUCUUGUGUUCCUGUGAUGCUGGACAACUACGCUGACCCUCCAAAUACCAAUAACCCUCCAAAUGCCAGUAACAUUGAGGAUCCAGGUAGCAACUGUCAAGGGUUCCUGCAGAUGCAAAUGUCCAUGGUGAGGAAGAAAUUGCAUUUUGUAUUUUGGCAAGUUGCUGAAUUAGUGCCUCAUAUCAAGCACAUCCGAGAGAAAAAAUUGAUACAUCAUCAAGCUCUUCAACUUGUUAAAUGUUUGUGUGAGGAAAUAUUAUCUUUAAAUGAUUCGAGUGCUUACGAUUCUCAUUUCAAAGGAGCUCUCUUUGAGGCUGCAAGACAGGGUAUUCAUGAGGUUGUUGAAGAGAUUUUGGAUACAUUUCCAGCCGCAAAAUUGUUCACUGAUGAAGAAAGUCAUGUCAUAUUUCAAGUGGCAGUUAUAGAACGCUGGGAAAAUGUUUUCAAGCUCUUAUAUCAUAUGAAUGCCGAGGAUAAGCAGUUUUACAGACUAUGCAGACUUAUUUGGCAACAACAUCUUGCAUUUAGCUGGAAAAUUGGCACCUUCAAAUAAACUUAAUCGCGUUUCUGGUGCAGCUUUACAGAUGCGGCGUGAGUUACAAUGGUUUAAGGAAGUGGAAAAGUUUGUAAUCCCUUCCCUAAGGGGAACGGAAAACAAAGAUGGAAAAACUGCUGCAAUGGUAUUCAGUGAAGAACACAAGGAGUUGGUAAUCGAAGCAGAAAAAUGGAUGAAAGACACAGCAAAUUCAUGCACAAUUGCAGCAGCACUCAUUGCCACUGUAGUAUUUGCAGCAGCUAUUACCGUUCCAGGCGGCAACAAUCAGGACGAUGGCGUCCCAAUUUUCUCCAAAGAAAUUGGUUUCAUAAUCUUUGCGGUUUCAGAUGCUAUAUCUCUAUUUACAUCCAUAGCUUCCUUGUUAAUGUUCUUGUCUAUCCUCACAUCGCGCUAUGCAGAAGAGGACUUCCUCUAUGUUCUUCCCAAAAGGUUAAUUAUCGGUCUUCUUACUCUGUUUCUUUCUAUAACUUCCAUGAUGGUAACUUUCAGUGCCACACUCUAUCUUGUAUUUGGCCAUAAAAAGGAUUGGGUUCUUAUUCCAGCAGCCGCGUUAGCAUCUCUUCCAGUCACCUUGUUCAUCUCCUUACAAUUCCCACUACUUAUGGAUCGAUAUGAUAUCUCCAAAAUAUGGGCCUGGCAUUUUUGGUAAGCAAAGUGAACUUCCCCUGUACUGAGCUGAGAUGAUCGGCAAAUAUACAAGCUUGCAGUGAAGGGUUUGGGUGGGUUACAAAUUCAGGCACUCUGCAUUAGAACCCACAAAUGAUCAAUGGAAUUGUUACUUCGAAUUUAUCAAUUGAUUGCGCAAAAAUAUGUAUAUGCAUAUGUAUAUAUAUAAUGAUAAUGAAUAUAUGUACACUGUUGAACAUUUCUAAACGAUGAUAUUAGUAUUUUGAAUCUAA